GCCCUCGGAGUUGCACUCACAAAGCCUCAGCCUCGGUAUAUUUACUAUCAAUACUUUCGGAGACCUUAGACACAUGCACUGCACCCUUGCCCCCGUUCUUCGUAGAAUCAAAUCCCAUCAACCUCUGCUCACCAUGAAUUCUACACCCAGCAGCAUGGCUUCCAAAGGCUCCGUAUUAAUCACCGGCUGCAGCGACGGCAGCGCCGGCUCCUCCAUGGCCCAAGUCUUCCAAAAGCAAGGCUACCACGUCUUUGCCUCCUCCCGCAGCCCAGCCACCAUGUCGAAGCUCGAGCGCCUCCCCGACAUCACGCUCCUCCAGCUCGACACGACCAAACCCGCCGACAUCACAGCCGCCGCGGACGCGGUCAGCCGCCACACGGGGGGCACCCUGACCUACCUCGUCAACUGCGCCGGUCGCAACCACUUCAUGCCGCUGCUAGACCAGGACAUCGACGCUGCCAAAGAGAUAUACGAUGCCAACGUCUGGGGACCGCUGGCGGUGACGCAGGCCUUUGCGCCGCUGUUGAUCAAGGCGAAGGGGACGCUUGUUUUCAUCUCGUCUGUGGCCGGAUAUCUUAAUGUGCCCUACCAAGGCGCUUAUGCCGCAUCCAAGAGGUCGGGGGAGAUCAUGGCGGAGACACUACGGCUCGAGCUCGCGCCGUUUCAGGUCAAGGUCCUCUCGGUGGUUACCGGCGCUCUCAAGACCAUGGUCCAGACGCACUUCGACGACUGGAAGCUCCCGGAGGGGUCUCUGUAUGCGCCGGUAGAGUCGACCAUUCGCGAUAGGGCCCGCGGCCAAGAAGGGGCACCUAGAAUGGAGGCAGACGACUAUGCGCAGCGCGUGGUGGCCGAGAUCAUCGGUGGCCGGACGGGCAGGUUUUGGUAUGGUGCCAGUGCGGGGGCUGUUAAAUUUGGCACGUCUUAUCUUCCUACCUCGCUCAUGGACAGCGGUGUGCAGAUUAAUACUGGGUUGGACGUGUUGGCGAAGCAGAAUAACUGAGGGCAAGGAAAAGGGGCUGGGCUCAACUGGGUUAAGAACCAGGGGUAAUACUUGAUAAUUGCCUUUCCCCGGCUCGGCUGCAGUUAAAUCGCCAUCGGUUGGGUUGACGGUGGGCGAGACAGGGGGGUCAGGGGCUGUAUUUGCAGGGAAUCAGGGCAUGCAAGGGGCGUGUUGGUCUCAUGUGCUGGUUAUUGGUGGCGUCUCAUUCUCUUAUCUCCAUGUAUCCAAACUAACUACCAGACCCGACCUUGCCAUAAGAUAACAACAUUGAAAUAUGGUAGGUAGUAUGGAAGGGAUGGUGGAAGUUCGGCCGGUCAGUGCUGGCGGCCUUCACCGGUGGAGAUAUUGCAUCGAAGGAUCAAGGUCGUAUCAUGCAGGACAGGGGAGCGACGCGAAUCACCGCUGAUUUAUGGUAGUCUACCUAAGAAUUCCAGUCCAUAGCACCAAUUUUAUCAUAUCAAGAUCCCA
This is a messenger RNA of Sodiomyces alkalinus F11, 1468 nucleotides long. Its product is annotated as NAD(P)-binding protein. Gene Ontology annotation, biological process: phosphatidic acid biosynthetic process; triglyceride catabolic process. The record is from RefSeq and is a predicted model, not a curated record. Gene Ontology annotation, molecular function: triacylglycerol lipase activity; acylglycerone-phosphate reductase (NADP+) activity. Lineage: Eukaryota; Fungi; Ascomycota; Sordariomycetes; Glomerellales; Plectosphaerellaceae. Gene Ontology annotation, cellular component: endoplasmic reticulum; lipid droplet. The transcript is spliced from 3 exons. The coding region runs from base 134 to 1000 and encodes 288 amino acids.